AUGAGAAAACUACUUGCAAGCUUUUUGAUGGUUUGCAUUUUUACUACAUCGUCAAAUUUUAAUGUUGGGUAUUGCCAAGAAACUUUUAAUGUGCUUGACUACGGUGCUGUUGGAGAUGGCCAAACCGAUGAUGCUGAAAUUUUGGGGAAAAUCGUGGCACCCAAAACUCCUCAAGAAUGGAAAGAGUGUGAACAAGAAUCCUGGCUGCUCUUUUCAGAGGUGAACAACCUGAUCAUUAAUGGAAAUGAAACAGGAGUAAUCAAUGGGAAUGGUUUACCUUGGUGGACAGAGGUGAAUAAGUCGAAAGUAGAGAAGUCAAAAUGCCAUAGACCAAAGGCUCUACGCUUCUUCAAUUGUAAUGAUCUUCAGUUAAGUGGACUCACACACGUUGAUAGUCCAAAAGGGCAUAUUAGCAUACUAAAUUGCACCAAUGUUAUAGUAUCCAAUCUUCAUAUCAUUGCACCAGAUGAUAGUGAAAACACAGAUGGCAUUGAUAUCAAUAUGUCAAGACAUGUCAAUAUUCAUGACUGCAUAAUUGGAACAGGAGACGAUUGUAUUGCUAUUAAAGGUGGCUCAGUCCUUGUCAAUGUCGCCAACAUUGCUUGUGGACCAGGUCAUGGAAUUAGUGUGGGAAGCAUAGGUGAAUUAGAAGGAGCUUAUGAGACAGUCGCAGAGGUUUAUGUACGAAAUUGUACCUUCAAUGGUACGAUGAAUGGAGCUAGAAUCAAGACAUGGCCGGGUGGUUCUGGAUAUGCCAAGAAUAUCUCGUAUGACAAAAUCACUCUAAUAGGAGUUCAAAAUCCUAUUAUUAUUGAUCAAAACUACUGCAAUGGUGAACGCGACUGCGGUUAUAUAACGUCGAAUUCAGCAGUGGAGGUGAGUAAUGUGGCAUUCAAUGACUUUCGAGGAACUCUGGCGGAUGAACAUGCGAUUACAUUUGAUUGCUCCAAGACUGCAGAUGGCACUCUAGCUUGUCUCAACAUUAAUAUGAAGCAAAUCAACAUUACUUCCAUAGAUCCCGAAAAGGAAAUCUCCGUCUUAUGCAAGAAUGUAAAUGGAACUACUGAAGAUACCAGCCCCAGUGUUCAUUGCCUACAAGCUAGAAAUCCAACCAUUGAUGCAGAUAGUCCUGACGCAUAUAGUCCUGAUCCCUACGCCUAUUAUUUUUAGAACCAUGUAUUGUAAGUCUUAGUUUCUUCUAGAUAGGGCUAGCUUCAAUUAUUGUUUUGCUUUUGGUCUAUUAUGGGAGUUAAAACAGUUUUCUGUUUGAAAAUUGAGAAACUAGUUAUUAUUGUUUAACAAUCCAAGGGUGAGCUUCAGAACGAGCUCCAAAAUAGUUCAUAGUUUUCAUGUUUAAA
Messenger RNA from Rosa rugosa (rugosa rose), 1358 nucleotides. RefSeq names its product probable polygalacturonase At3g15720. The transcript is spliced from 8 exons. Gene Ontology annotation, molecular function: polygalacturonase activity. The record is from RefSeq and is a predicted model, not a curated record. NCBI's taxonomy places the organism in Eukaryota, Viridiplantae, Streptophyta, Magnoliopsida, Rosales, Rosaceae. Bases 1 to 1170 code for a protein of 389 amino acids. Gene Ontology annotation, biological process: carbohydrate metabolic process.